UGCGGUGUUUAGCAGGUUGUUAGCUGCGGCCGGUGGAGAUGGCCGCGUCAAGCGCGUGGCGCGUGUAGCGUGCAUGGCCGGGCUGAUUGUUUGCAUGCAGCGGAUAGCUAGCUGGAGAAACGUGGGCGUUGCGUUUGCUGUAGGGCUACAAAGCUGCCGUCGUGGGUAUGUGUUUGUACUGAGUUGAGCACCAUGUAGACAUUGCAAAGAGGAAAAAGAUUCGGGCGUUCGUGCGCCCGUGGCGGCGUUCGUGCGCCGACCGGAAAAUCUCGUGUCUUGUGUCUUCUUCUUCCUCUAGCCGAGAGUGAGAGAGGGCUGCGGUUCCAACAAUUGGUAUCAUGAGCUUGGUGUCUUGGGUGCGCUUGCCGUGCCGGAGGCGUGGUCGCGAUGGCGGCGCUCGCCGGCGGCUGCGCGUUGGAGCUCCGGGCCGUGUGUCGGCCCAUGGAGGUGGGCGGCGUUGUGGCUGUCAUGGCGCGUGGCGGAUGCGGCGGGCGGUGACGUCGUACGUGCGGCGACCGCGGAGGCCGCCGAGGCGCUGCGUGGUGGCGCGGCGGCACAACACGGUGUGGCGGCGUGGAGGCACUGCAUGGCGGCAUGGAGGCCGCGGCGGUGCAGGGCAAUAAGACGCGGCGACGAGCCGGGCGCAACCGGUGCGUGUUAUGGGUGCGCACUGGACGCGUCGGGACCGCGGGAGUGGACCCCGUCGAGGCGCUGGACCUGGUUGCGCAGAUCGCGUACGUGCGCGGCGGGAGCGCGGGCCGGGAGCGCGGGGACGUGGGGAGUGCGCGCGAAGGGCGCGACGGUCGCGGAGACGAGGAGGUCGCGAAGGACCUGCGUGAUGGCGUAGAGGUCGCGACGGCUCGGGGCGACAACCGUGGAAGGUGCGUGACACGUAGGCGCGGCGUGGCGGCUGCCAUGGCGGACGCGGAGGCGGCACGCGGUGAGCGUCUGGUGCUGUCGGGCUCGUCGGGCGCGUCGGAUGCGCGCGGGACGUGCGGGACGCACUGGUGUGGCCAGGCUCGUCGGGCGCGUCGGGUGCGCGCGGGACGUGCGGGACGCGGAAGGACGCCAAGCGUGUGUCGCCGGCGGAGAUGGAGCUCGGCGUAUGUCGCCGGGGUCGUGACGGAGCACGGUGUAAACGGCGUCGGUGCGCCAGGUCGGGUCCUUGGCGGUGCGACCGGCGUCGAUGCGCCGGGUCGGGUCCGCGGGCUGGAUCACGGCCGUGACGAUGGCAAUGACAGGAGCUACAACAACUCCGGCGACGGCGAGGUCGUGGCUUAGGGGGAGAAUGUUAGGAAUAAGCCACGCAUGAGUAUGUGCUCGUGGUAUGCGUGGCGUGGUGGUCAGCACGUGAGCUAGCUAGAUGGACAUGCAUGCAUGUAUUAGUUGCGGUGUUUAGCAGGUUGUUAGCUGCGGCCGAUGGAGAUGGCCGCGUCAAGCGCGUGGCGCGUGUAGCGUGCAUGGCCGGGCUGAUUGUUUGCAUGCAGCGGAUAGCUAGCUGGAGAAACGUGGGCGUUGCGUUUGCUGUAGGGCUACAAAGCUGCCGUCGUGGGUAUGUGUUUGUACUGAGUUGAGCACCAUGUAGACAUUGCAAAGAGGAAAAAGAUUCGGGCGUUCGUGCGCCCGUGGCGGCGUUCGUGCGCCGACCGGAAAAUCCCGUGUCUUGUGUCUUCUUCUUCCUCUAGCCGAGAGUGAGAGAGGGCUGCGGUUCCAACAAUUAGUACUUCCACAGAGCAGAAAUGCAGAAUAAUUGUAGCCGGCGUUGUAGGUUCAAGCCGACGUGGAGACCCAAGGGGACUUUGUGCGAACCUUGGUCGCCGAAGUCCGGGAUGCGACCUUCGCGAGCAUCGAGGACGUCGUCGCGUUUGUGACAUGGCUCGACGAAGAGCUCUCCUUCCUGGUGGAUGAACAAGCAGUCCUGAAGCACUUCGACUGGCCGGAGAAAAGAGCAGACACAUUGUGAGACGCCGCUGCCAGGUACCAGGGCCUUCUGCAGCUAGAGAAGCAGAUAUCGUCCUUCGUCGAUGACCGCGCGCUCCACCGCGACGCAGCGCUCGGCAAGAUGUACUCCCUCUUUGAGAAAACAGAGAAGAGCGUCCACAAGUUCCUGCAAGAUAGGGAUGCCGCCGACACGAAGAACAAUCUCAUCUCAAGGUACAAGGAGCAAGACAUCCCAGUUGGCUGGAUGUCAGACGCAGGUUUAAUUGUCAAGGUCAAGUUGGCGUGCGUCAACCUCGCAAACCAGUACAUGACGCGGGUGGUCUCGGAGAUCGAUGGUUUAAGAGGCAUCAACAAAGAUCACACCAGGGAAACAGCACUCUUCAAACGUCUGAAAGAGCAGAACAGUGAAGUGCUGCUCCAUCAGGGUGUCAGGUUCGCGUUCCGGGUUCAUCAGUUUACAGGCGGGUUCACUGCUCAGAGCUUGGGUGCUUUUGAUGAGCUAAAACGACGGCAUAAUGAUGGAACAACUUAACAGCGUGUACAGUGUCACAGUUUUUCGCUUCCAACAUCUCUAAGUAGGGGCUCUUCGAUUCAAAGGAUUGGCAAAAGCAUUUUGGAGGACUCUAACCUUGGGAGUUUUUCCUACGUGUGUUGUUUGAUUCGAAAGAAUACAAUCCAUAUGAAUUUUUCCCCUUAGGAUUCAUUUAUACUAUACCACACGAAAAUUUCACUACAAUCUUUGUGAAUAAUCCUAUAGUUUUCAUGUGCACAAUCAAAUAACUUGAAUUCUUGUCGUACAA
Molecule: messenger RNA, 2741 nt
Organism: Triticum aestivum (bread wheat)
Lineage: Eukaryota; Viridiplantae; Streptophyta; Magnoliopsida; Poales; Poaceae
Product: protein CHUP1, chloroplastic
Exons: 5
Coding region: 2063-2473 (136 amino acids)
Biological process (GO): chloroplast relocation
Cellular component (GO): chloroplast outer membrane
Source: RefSeq, a predicted model, not a curated record